Adineta ricciae is the source of this 3801-nucleotide messenger RNA. NCBI's taxonomy places the organism in Eukaryota, Metazoa, Rotifera, Eurotatoria, Adinetida, Adinetidae. The record is from the annotation of a GenBank genome assembly.
AUGAGUGAAAAACAACCACUAUUAAACACAUCUGACGAAUUGUUUGUUGAUAAUACUGAUAAUGAAGUCAACAACCAACUUGCAACCAAUAGCUUUCUUGAUUGGCGUCGAUGCUUUAGUGGCCAGAAAAAUGCUGACGAUUAUAAAAAAUUGAACCAUGAUACCGAAUAUGAUGAAAAAAAGGAUCUACCAGUUGGUGUUUUCCACUUAUUUAGGUUCGCAGAUCGUCUUGAUCUUCCUUUCAUAUUGCUGGCGGCAUGUCUCCUUGUAUUACAUACAAUUUGUCUCCUAACUAAUCUAGUUCUUUUCGGUCAAAUUACUAGCAUCUUUGCUACUGAAUCAUUUUCUGUUAGUUGUCAACAACGUCAACAUCAGAAUAAUAGUAUAUGUUCUCUUGGUAUUGAGCUCAGUCUUGCCAAUGAUGCUCGACUACAUAAACUGUGUCAUAAUAGUGAUAUAAUUUCUUCAUCAACAUUAACUCCAUUCGUGUCUUCAUUUCGAGAAAACAUUAUGAAGAAGGUUCAAUGGUUAUUUAUUAUUGGUGGUAUCAUGUUUCUAUGUUGUUCGGUCGAAUAUUUUAAUUGGACGAUUCUCGUGAAACGACAAACAUCCCGUAUGAAUAUUUUGCUUUUUCGAUCACUUAUUCAACGGAAUAUGGCUUUUUUUGAUAUGAAUCCGAUUGGUCAAUUCAAUUCUAAACUAUUUAAUAAUAUUGAAACGAUUGAGAGAGGUAUUGGUUUUGAAUUUUUGACAUUACUAGGAAUCAUAUUGGGCAUGAUCAGUGGUAUAAUAUUAUCUUUUAUUAUCAAUUGGCAAUUGACUUUGAUCAUGCUAUGCCUUACACCUGUUAUUAUUAGCCCUUCAUUCUUGUUUUCUAAGCUCACCGCUAAUGAAUCAAUCAAUGAAUUAAAAUCAUAUUCAAAAGCUGGACAGAUUGUUCUAGAAGUUUUUAGCUCAUUGCGAUCUGUUCUUUCACUUAAUGGAGGCAAAUUUGAACGAAAACGAUAUGAAAAAGAAUUAGAUUCUACUCGUCAGAGUAGUAUACGAAAAGGUACUGUAUAUGGUAUCUUUGUUGGUUGGUCAUCUCUUAUCAGCUACAUAACUUAUACAGUUGGUUUUAUCUUUGGCUCUUUACUUAUGUCUUAUGGAAACGAUCAUAUAUUGAACAUGAGUGAUAUGCUUGUUGUUAUCUUCAUAUUUGCACAGUGUACAAGGUACUUUAAUACGAUUGGCCCUUUCUUCCAGGCAUUUUCGGAAGCCCAGGGUGCAGCAGCACCUGUUUUUCGACUCAUUGAUGAGGCACUAGACGCCAGUAUAAAUGAAACAGAUCUAUUAGAGGAACACAUAUCAGAUAAAGAUCAAUCGAUUUGUGAUAUAAAUGGUAAUAUUAAAUUUGAGAAUAUCAACUUUAUUUAUCCAUCUCGAAAAGAUGUAAAAGUUCUGAAUAAUCUCAAUUUCAUUGCUCGUGCUAAUCAAACAACUGCUCUCGUUGGUUCAAGUGGAUGUGGAAAAAGUACAAGUAUAUCACUUCUUCUUCGUUACUACGAACCAUCAUCAGGUCGAGUCAUGAUCAAUGGUCGAUCAGUUACCGAUUACAAUAUGAAACAACUUCGACAGAACAUUGGGGUUGUCAGUCAAGAACCUGUUUUGUUUGGUAUGAGUAUUUACGAAAAUAUUCGCCUCGGUAAACUGAAUGCAACAGGCGCAGAAAUUGAAGAAGCAGCACAACAAGCCAAUGCACAUAAUUUUAUUAUGAAAUUACCAAAUAAAUAUGAAACACUUGUUGGUGAAUGUGGUAUACAAUUGAGUGGUGGUGAAAAACAACGUAUUGCAUUAGCUCGCGCCCUCGUCAAACAGCCCAGCAUUCUUUUAUUGGAUGAAGCUACGAGUGCACUUGAUAAUGUUAGUGAAAAAAUUGUUCAAGUAGCACUUGAUCGAGCAUGCAAAGACCGUACUACUAUUAUUAUUGCUCAUCGUCUUAGCACAAUUCAAAAUGCCGAUUAUAUAUAUGUAUUAGAUAAGGGAAGUAUAAUCGAAGAAGGUACACAUAAAACAUUAAUGACAAAAGAAGGAGGGAAAUAUCAAACAAUGGUCAAAAGUCAACAAAUGAAGCGAAUGAUUGAUGACGAUGAUAAAGAUGAUAUAGCAUUCAAAGAUUGUGGAGGUUCUGAUGCACGUCCUAAAGUGUUGAUUUCUAGUCUUUUCUUUCUGUUGCUGGGUCUUCUUAUAUUGAUUCUUCGUUUUUUUCAGUAUACAGCUUUUGCUAUAGCAGGAUCGAAAUUGACUCAACGUAUCCGUUCAAAAGCUUUUGCACGCCUUCUUCGUCAAGAAGUCGCUUAUUUCGAUCGACCUGAAAAUAGUUCUGGCGCUAUCAGUGCUCGCCUUUCUUCCAAUGCAUCAGCUGUCCAAGAGAUGGCUGGUACAAGGUUGGGUUUUAUCUGUGAAGGUGUCGCAUUGUCCGGUUUUGGUCUAUCAUUUGGCUUUUUCUUCAAUUGGAAAUUGACAAUGACCAUACUUUUUCCUCUUAUUUUUCAAAGUAUGGCUGUUUAUCUGGACAUUCGGUUCAGUAGACAUCUCAAACAACAAUCUGGUCUUAUCCUUCAACGAGCAAGCACGCUUGCUGUUGAAGUCAUGCAGAAUAUACGUACAAUAAAACAGUUAUCCGUCGAAAAUGAAAUUUUACGACAAUAUUCUCAAUUUAUUGAUCAAAUAUUAAUAGCAUUUUGGAGACCUAAUAUAUCAGCUUCAUUACCAUAUGGUACAUACUGGUCAUUAGAAUCAUUUAUUUUGGCACUUCUGUAUUGGUGUUCUCUUAUCCUCAUUGAAAAGAACGAAUUAGCUUUGCAUAACACUAUAAUCGUCUCUGCUUUUGCUAUGUUUGCAUUUCAAUCAUUGAGAGUCGUCGGAAUGUUAUCUCGGCGUAUUGGUGCAUCGAUAACUGCUGCUGAAAUCUUUUUUGAUUUGUUUGAUCGAAUACCAACUAUUGACAAUGCAUCUACUAAAGGACAACAAUUGGUUAACUUUCGUGGAGAGAUAGAGUUCGAUCAAGUUAAAUUUGUAUAUCCAACUCGACCAACUACCAUUGUUCUUAACAAACUAAAAAUGACUGUUAAGCCAGGUCAACGCGUAGCUCUUGUAGGUACAUCUGGAUGUGGAAAAUCAACAAUUAUUCAACUAUUAGAACGAUUCUAUGAUGUUACACAUGGUCGACUAGUGAGUACAUUUCUAUCAUAUGGGCAAAAUCACCUACUUGAUGGUAUUAAUAUUCGACAAUUAAAUAUCCAAUGGAUUCGUUCUCGCUUGGGUCUUGUUAGUCAAGAACCCAUCUUAUUUGAUUUAACAAUUGCUGAAAAUAUAACAUAUGGAUUAGAAAAUAUUCCAAUGGAAGAUAUUAUCGAUGCUGCAACUAAAGCUAACAUUCAUCAAUUUAUUCAACAGUUGCCUCAGGGUUAUGAAACAAGAGUUGGAAUAAAAGGCAGUUUUCUAUCUGGUGGCGAAAAGCAACGUGUUGCUAUUGCUCGGAUUCUUCUUCGCCGACCUAAAGUAUUACUUUUAGAUGAAGCUACAAGUGCUAUGGACUCCUAUAACGAACAAAUUGUACAACAAGCUCUUGAACAGGCUCAGACAGAAGAUUCUAGUCGAGCGUCACUAAUUAUUGCUCAUCGUCUUUCAACUAUUCGUUCAUGUGAUUUAAUUUAUGUACUUGAUCAAGGACAUAUAGUAGAAAGUGGUACUCAUACAGAAUUGAUACAACAACGUGGAGUUUAUUAUCGAAUGCUUGCUACUCAGAAUAACUUAUAG